AUGCGGGGAAAUGAGAAGAGUGCCGAGCACCAAAGUGGUGACUCCACCACGCUCAAUGAAGCAUUGCUCUCCACGCUACUACGUGAAAACAUGUAUAAAUUGCAGCCGUGGAGACAACAAGCCGACGAAUAUAGUCGAAGGUACGACGAUUUAUUCCAACGUGUGGAAAAACCCGAGAUACAUGCGAUUUUAGUGAAGACGUUCGAAGAAAGGAUGAAAUCCAAUAUGCCACUUUCACAAGAUGUGGCUUUCAUCCUCAUGACACUCCUCUACAGCGGAUCAAACCAUCCUCACCUUGUGCUGGCUGACAUGCUACUAAACAUGUCCCCUGAUGAUCGUCGCACUAUGCACAAUUGGGCGGUAUAUAGGGAUGCCAAUGACUUUGUAAAGGAGUCCAUGGCAACAGCCAUCGCGUCCGGCAAGCUUGCCUUCCCUCUGUUUCCAGGCACAGAAAUGGACACUCAGAACCGUUGCCUGAUUGAAGAUGCUAUGGGAGCAAAACGACUGGCGGAUAUGGGGGAGAAAACCAUGGAAGGUGGUGGCCCAUCCGAGACAAAUGAAUUCAGCAAGAAACAAACAGGGAAGUCACUCUACUCGAGAAGCGAUGCCCUGUACGACCAGUCCCCGCAUGCAACCAAAUCCCUCUGUGGAGGCGAGCCUUUUAUACCAGUAUUCGAUGGUAACAAUAAUCAAGCCGGAUACUGGGACGGAGCACCGGUCAAAGAGAGAUUUGACCAAUUGUACAAGGAGAUACAAUAUCUACGCUCCGAGUUAAAGGGUGUACGGGCUUCUGCUAACAAUGGAGGUGGCAACUACGCAGGAAGAAGCAACGGAAGCAACCGCCGCGGUCGAGGUGUUGACAAUGGCCAGCGCGGCGGGCGACGUAGUGGACGCGGUGGUGGCUACAACUACGGCAUGCAUGGCGGUAACGCAGACUACAUCGACGAAGACCUUUACACGACACACGAGACAAAUGUAGAGGCAAAAAACUGA
Molecule: messenger RNA, 993 nt
Organism: Trypanosoma theileri
Lineage: Eukaryota; Euglenozoa; Kinetoplastea; Trypanosomatida; Trypanosomatidae
Exons: 1
Coding region: 1-993 (330 amino acids)
Source: RefSeq, a predicted model, not a curated record